UGUUAUUUUUUAUUGCCGUUAAAAGUAGGCGACACAAAUCUAUUUCUUUAUUUGUGAUUUAGAACGAUGAUAGUUUUUUUUUUCAAAUCUAGUUUAAUGUUAGUAAUCGAUUAUCUUAUUUCGUUAAAAUCGUAAACAAACUUCUUAUCUAAAUUAUACAUAAAUGGUAUGGUAUACGUGCCAUUUAGAUAACCCUGGCCUUAUCAAAUACGAUAGAGACUUUAAAAAUAUUUUCAGUAAACUGUGAUUAUUUAUAAUUCUGAAGUAAGUCGAGCUACAGACUUAGGUACUAGUGUCCGUACAGCAUAUUAAUUUAAAACUUCUCAAACAAUGGAUAAAUAUUUUAAAGGAAAAAGGAUACUCGUUACUGGAGGAUGUCAAGGUAUUGGACGUGGAAUAGCUUUAGAAUUAUGGAGACAAGGUUCAAAUGUUGUCGUCAUCUCAAAUCAACGCGAUAAUUUAGAAUAUCUAAAAAAAGAAUAUCCUACUAUAGACAUAGUGUGCGUUGACCUAGCAGACUGGGACAAAACCAGAGAAGCUGUAGAUUCUUUAGGUGUCUUCGAAGGACUCGUCAAUAAUGCUGGAGUAGCUAUUACUGCACCAUUUUUUGAAUGCUCUCCAGAAAGUUUCGACAGGACAAUGGCAGUAAAUGUAAAGUCUAUCCUUAAUAUUAGUCAAAUUGUGGCAAAGAAAAUGAUUGAUAACAAAAUAAAAGGAUCUAUUGUAAAUAUUUCAUCACAGGCUUCCAAAAGUGCUCUAAAGGACCACACUGCAUACUGUGCCUCAAAAAGUGCCGUUGACUCUUUAACAAGAGUAAUGGCCUUAGAACUGGGACCACAUGGAAUUCGUAUCAACACUGUUAAUCCAACAGUUAUAAUGACAGAUCUGGGGCGCAAGGUCUGGUUCUCAGAUCCGUCAAAUGCGGAGGCUAUGCUUUCGAAGAUACCUUUGGGAAGAUUUGGAGAGGUACACGAAGUGGUUAAUACAGUUCUGUUUCUCCUGAGUGACGCCGCCAGUAUGAUCACAGGAGUCAAUCUGCCAGUGGACGGAGGAUACCUAGCUACAUAGAAUUUUUAUAUUAAUUUUAUAUUAUAUUAAAUGUGUCUAAAUCAUUACAAGAAAA
This is a messenger RNA of Spodoptera litura, 1123 nucleotides long. RefSeq names its product D-erythrulose reductase-like. NCBI's taxonomy places the organism in Eukaryota, Metazoa, Arthropoda, Insecta, Lepidoptera, Noctuidae. The record is from RefSeq and is a predicted model, not a curated record. Gene Ontology annotation, biological process: xylulose metabolic process; glucose metabolic process. Gene Ontology annotation, molecular function: L-xylulose reductase (NADPH) activity; carbonyl reductase (NADPH) activity.